Molecule: messenger RNA, 1449 nt
Organism: Trichoderma gamsii
Lineage: Eukaryota; Fungi; Ascomycota; Sordariomycetes; Hypocreales; Hypocreaceae
Exons: 2
Coding region: 1-1449 (482 amino acids)
Molecular function (GO): protein binding
Source: RefSeq, a predicted model, not a curated record
AUGAGGUCUAGGUGGAGCAUGCUCCCGGAGGAGCUGAGGCUUCAAGUGCUGGAGACCCUGGCGCAGAGCAGCUUCGAGAAGCAUGGGUUGACCAAUUACGCUCUCGUCUGCAAGUCGUGGCAGAAAAUAUUCGAAAAGGCAAAUUUUCGCAGCCUGACCAUAGAUGAUGAUGACUUUCUCCGUCUCGCCAAGAUCCCAAAACGUUGUUGGCCAUACGUUAAACACAUCUGGCUUCGCAUUUUGCUUGAGAAUUACUCCCCCUUGCAAAGGACAGGAUCAGUAAGGCCGGAACUGCUGGAAGAUACAGCGGCAUACAAUGACCGGAUCGAAGGCACCAUAGUGAGGCUCUUUUCCAUACUCAGCUCCUGGGAAAAGGUGGUUAAGCCAGAUGCUCGUGGCAUAACUCUGGAGUUGAGCGUCCAUUCGCCGAGCAACUCUACCUACAUCCCCAGAGGAGUGCAUGCAAAAGGUCUUGAUAUGCGCGUGCCGUUUACGGAGAAUCAAUAUCGAACUACCAAUAAUAUUGAACUCGCUGCGUCCAGAGCACUUGGUGGAUAUGUGCACAUCAGAUUCGACAAUCAGCUUCCUCGGCUGAAGCUGGUAAAAACACUUCUCAUACCUAGACAUACUCGUCGACGUUUUACUUCAUUUACGCUACAUCAAAUUAUCAGCAGACUGCCAAACCUGGAAUACUUGGCCUAUGAGCCAUGGAAACAGCCCUUGGAAACAAUCCAGGACAUGGUCGACGCAGGAUAUGUGAAUCUCAUAAAAGGUUCGUUACCUGCGACAUUGAAACAGCUUGUCUUCUUGGAAGAUCGAAAUGAAAUUAUGGUGACAACUGCUCUCACGCCAUCGAGCGCGGCGAACGAGAAACACGUUCGAAAACCAAACUACAACAAUGGCGUGGCGCUGGCGAAUAAGUCCCUCGGAUUUGAGAACAUCGCGGCAACCUUUUUCAUCGAGGCAAGAGACUUCUUCCAGGCGUAUAAACCAGAGUGGGUCUGGCGAAACUUGCGAUCUCUGACAUUGACAUCGUAUCUCCUGGAUUCUAACCGAGAUGUUGACGAGAUUAACGGGAUGCUCCUAGCGGCUGGCGUGGCCGCACUUGCGAUGCCCAUGCUCCAAACCCUGGAAAUAUGGAAUGGCGGCUUAGGAUAUGCGGCUAUUUUCGCCUACUAUGCUGAACGCGGUGAAGCCGUCGUCUCGUGGACUGGCACCUGGGAGCUGGUCUUUGGCCCAUAUGUCCUUGACAUCUGGCGAAAGGUGGGAUAUAAAAAUCAUCGCAGCGAGAAAUUGGAUGUAGAGCACCGUCUCAUCGAGAAUAUCGAAGAAGUACGGGGAUAUGUAGACGUUAUUGAACUGCUCAGGACGAAGAAACACGUCAUCAACCGGCAGUCAUUGGACGAGCUACGAUACGAAAUGGAGAAUAACUGUAUAUGCUUUCCCUAG